AUGGACCCCAUCAGCAUUUCGGCCUUCACCAUGACGCUUGUCGGCGUGGCCGGCAAGAUCGUCGAGGGGACCGCAAAGUUUGUGGAGGAGACGAAAAUGAUUGACUCCAGCAUUCGCGACUUCCACGAGACGAUCCGAAAUCUGUAUGCAGCACUACGGAACGUCGCCCGGAUCCUGGACCAACACCCGACACAGCUUCCUUUCGAAAGGGAACACCACCAAGAUAUUUACCGGAUCUUGAAGUCGUGCAGCGGAGCGCUUGAGAGGUUGAGGUCGGCGCUGCCAGAGCUGGCCCAGAACUCCGGCCCCAUCGCGAGGGCGCGCGCCAGUUUCACCGCGACGCUGAAGCAGAGUGUCAUUCGAGAUCUCGUGUCGCACAUCACGUCGUAUACCCAGGUUCUUCAACUGAGUCUGAUAACUCUGUCUCUCGGCUCCGUCUGGAACCAGCAAAAGUCGCAGGACCAAGUCCACAUCGAGAUCAGAAAGCUGACCGAUGCCAUUCGUUCUGCCAACCUCGUUUCGAAGUUGACCAGCGUCCAUCGGCGACCAUCGAUGGAAUGGGACGAUGACGAUGGAACCCGGGUAGAGGAUUCUCUGUCGGUGACGAAGGAGAUCCAAGCCUGGCGCAUGUCAGCAGACGAGGUCGCAGCGGCAGUGACGCUCCACGAUGUUGGCCACGACAUCGGCCGGGACCCAUCUCUGCAUUCCUUCAGCGGUUCCUUCACCAAACUGCCGACUGCAAAGGACCUUGGCUCGAGGGAGUCUCUCAGCGACGUCGAGUCCGAUGACUGGGACCCGGAACCCGAGCGCAAGGACGGUCCAAGCAAGGAAAUCCUAAAACAUCAGUACGAGGCCAACCAGGAUAUCGUGAAUCAGCUGGUGAAAUGCGGCAUCUUUCUUCGGGCGUCGCUGUACCAGAAAAGGGGCAUCGAGCUCCGCGAGCAGCUCAGCAAACCGGGAUACGACGACGCGUUCAAGUUCUCGGAACAAGCGGCUAUGAAGGAGCGCCUCGCCGAGAUACUGCUGUACUGCGAGACUGAGGACGAGACGGCCGAGGCAAAGGUGAUUCUCCAAAAGCUGCUGCAGGAGGAAGUCAAGCAACCCGAGAACGAACGGGAUGACGAGCGUAGGAGCAGGCUCUACCAUGACCUCGGGAGCCUCUACAUCAAGCUGGGGAACUUGAGGCAGGCAAAGACGUUCCUAAGCCGCGCUCUUGAGGGGAGAAAGAAUCAGGCCCCCAUGCCGGUCGACUUGGUAUUGGAUACUGCCAACCUAUACAUCAAGGCCUUGCAACUCGCCGAGGCUUAUGAUGAAGCUCGCGGGGUGAAAAACUGGGUCGACACGGAUGUCAUCCCGCUUACCAGUCGACCAGCCUCGCCCCCCGCUUCAGACACAACACCGGGUCCUCGACGCCCGUCGGCCAUGGGAGAGCUGUCGCUGGUGUACGCUUGGUGUAGCAAGAACGGAUUCGAUAUUGACGCACCAACUGGUUUCCACUUUGACGCUUGCGAUUUUUUGACCAGCACAUCGCCUCUGCACAAGGCGAUCCAAGACGAGAAUGUCGAGAUCUUGAAGCUGAUGAUGGGACACGUCACCAGUCUAGAGAACGGGGGCAACGUUGGUCUCCCAACGCCGCUGCUGCUUGCCGCCUCGACAAGAAACCGCGAAAGCGUCGGCUUACUUCUUAAGCACAAUGCUCGAGCCGACGUCAGAGAUAGCGCGGGACAGAGCCCUCUCCACAAGUGCCAGAGCGAGUCCGGCGGCGUCAACGUUGCCCAGCUCCUCCUCGACAACACGCCCGGCCUGCUGAACCUCAUCGACAACUCGGGGAAAACGGCUCUGUACAUGGCGUGCGAGAUGGGCAAUAAGGGAAUGGUGAAGGUCCUCCUGACUCGAGGGGCAGAUCCAAACAUCUGCCACCAGGCAAGGAGGGGGUCUGCUUCAUCCGGCACGGAGAGCCCCAACAUCUGCACCCCGUUGAUUGCAGCAAUCCAAGUAGUGGCGACUAGAAGCGCCCGAAAGAUCACCGUGAUAGAAAUGCUACUUACCCACGGUGCGAACCCGUAUCUGACGGACGCGAACGGAAGGAACGCCUUCCAGGCCGCGAACAAUUCUGGGUUGGCAGGGUCGGAGAUCAAGCGACUUCUGCAGCAGCAUGCACAAAUGCCGACGCGCAAGUCCAGCGAUGCAUCUUCUUCGACCGUCUUCACGAGGUCGUCCACGUCGAGCGAGCCUAUUCAUGGUCCGCUGGGGCAGAGACGGGGACUGAUGAGGUUUCUGAGCAAGACGGACUCGAACAACUCUGGCGUCGAUUCGGUCCCAGAGGGGGAAUAG
Molecule: messenger RNA, 2334 nt
Organism: Colletotrichum siamense
Lineage: Eukaryota; Fungi; Ascomycota; Sordariomycetes; Glomerellales; Glomerellaceae
Product: 26S proteasome non-ATPase regulatory subunit 10
Exons: 2
Coding region: 1-2334 (777 amino acids)
Biological process (GO): protein localization to ciliary inversin compartment
Cellular component (GO): ciliary inversin compartment
Molecular function (GO): protein binding
Source: RefSeq, a predicted model, not a curated record